Messenger RNA from Aedes aegypti (yellow fever mosquito), 6000 nucleotides. RefSeq names its product G protein-coupled receptor kinase 2 (gene Gprk2). Gene Ontology annotation, molecular function: ATP binding; G protein-coupled receptor kinase activity. Gene Ontology annotation, cellular component: cytoplasm. Gene Ontology annotation, biological process: signal transduction; protein phosphorylation; regulation of signal transduction. Lineage: Eukaryota; Metazoa; Arthropoda; Insecta; Diptera; Culicidae. The record is from RefSeq and is a predicted model, not a curated record. Bases 2271 to 4325 code for a protein of 684 amino acids. The transcript has 14 exons.
UCCAGUCAGACAGUCAGUCAGUGGAUGAGAGUCGUUCUUGACCGUUGCGAUUGAUCGCCUCCAAUUUUUCGCGACUGGUUUCCGUGGUGGUUGAUAUUCUAUCUACCAAUCGCUUCCUCUCGGUUGCGCAGUGAAGUGAGGUUUUAUGAUUCCGUAAAAAAUCGAAACCAUUGGGAAGUGUUUUCGAAACGAGCCGAUUGAAUGCGGAAUUGAGCGAUCCUAUCGCUGUGUUGCCGUUUGAAAAAACUUCAACUGAAUCCAUUCAGCCGAUCCAAAACAGUGUGAAACAAACAGUGUCGCAGCACGGCAGUUCGCGUCGUACGCCGCCUCUCCAUAUGGUUGCAACGCGGCAUACAGUGCAGUGAGCUGAGCAAGAGCACAACUCCAAGAGAACAAUACGAGCAAUUGUGCGUUUGUGGCGAGUGAUUUUCAUUGAUCAAGGAGAAGCAUCAACACAGCGGCCGCUGAGUGAGCGAAUCGAGGCGUGAAGCAUAGUUCGAAAUCCGUGUGCACAGUUCCGUUCAAAGUGUGCUGCCGUCGAGUGCUGUGUAGAGUGAGUGAGCUGUGUGCUAAGCUAUCAAAAGAGUAUCUAUCGUACAGAAAGAAGUAAGUCAGUGAAUGAAGCGAGGCAAGCAGACGGAAGAGGCAACGGGGAAGAAAAAAGUGUUCAGGAAAAUAUAGGUGGUUAGCUGCUGGAUGCAGUGUGGCGGAUGGUUGCUGCGCCUUGCAGAAUCCAAGUGAGAAAAAUCGCGACAGCAGUCGGUGACGGUGGUCGAAAGUGAAAAGUGUACUGCCAGGAACGGCAUUCGGUGGUGAAAAUUUUGGGUGUACCACACCCCGAAAAAAAAAAGAAUGAUUUAGAUGUGCUGAGUAAGUGGGAAAAAAAUCGGUGAAGAGUGUCUCGGGUCUAUCUAUAAGGCAGUGAAUGGAAUCGCAGUUUCGUGCGUGAAGAACUUGGUGAAAGAACUUGACUACGGUUUGAAGAACCGCAGAGGAACGACGUCGUCAUCGAUUCGUAGUAUUGGAAGCCAUUUGGAGCCAUAUCGCUGCUGGUUGACCGACUGCUAAUGGGUUCCCAUUAAUCGCGCAUAAAAGAGAGCAAUUCCGACCAGAAUCUACCAAAUCACAACCAUUGCCGUGCCCCUCUCUAUCCAAUCAAUACACGUUGCGCAACCAUCGAUCCGCCAAUAAUCCCCCCGGGGCACCUCUAAAUUGUACCGUUACGUGCGCGCCCUGGUCGUCACGUACAGAAAAAGCGAAAGUGACCGGCCUAAGCUGUAGAUCUGAUUCCAAGCCAAGCCAAUCUAAUCUAUCCAGGUGCCGCCGCGAACAGCCCAAACAGCAGCUGAUCUCACGUCAUGCCGAUAUUGCAGAUGUUGCCACUGGACAGGAGCCGCAUUACCACCAGCACCAGAAACUGAAUCAUCCCAAUUCAAGUGGACGGAAGGUCUUCCGAGACGCGGUGAAAAGUCGAGUGCGUUCAGUAGUGAAUUGCGCGCCAAUUGUGUUGCGUGUUGAAUUCGAUAGGUUUCCCAUCGGUUUUUGAAAAGCAGCGGAAAUCGCGUUUGAAAGUGAAAUCAUUUCGUCCGAAAACGGCGACUGUUCAAUCGAUCGACCGCUCAAUCGUAUGAGCCGGGAGUGAAUGAUCCGAUACAUUUGUCCGAAGUUGUUGAGUGUGCUUUAAUUGAAUACGUCGGGUGUGCUUCUUUUUUAAGAUUGUGCAUCGAAUUAUGAAUCUUUACGAUUUGCAAAAGGAAGCCGCGUGAAGAGCGACCGAAUGUUUAUCCAUUCCAUCAUCAAGUGAAGAUUAUCUUGCAACAGAAGCGGCAAAGAUUAGAGCCAAUUGAACGCGAAGAUUGUGCGCGUUCAGAGAAUUUGUAGAAGAGCUGGUGUAGGUUUCGGGUUUCGAUGUGAUUUCCAGCUGAUUGCCAUGACUUAACGACAACGAUAUGAACAGCAGUUUAACGUCAUCAUCUCCUUAAUGUCUGCCAGUAGUAGCAGCAUACUACUCUCCAAAGGGGAAAACCAACUUUAGCUAUCGACUGCUAAUUAAAUUGCGUGAAGAAUACGGAAGCACGGAAGAAACAGUCGGAAAGGGAAUCUCUGAUCUGGGUAGACGACCUACACCGAAAAUACGGUGGACUGGCGUAGCGGCGAGAGGAGCCGUUCAAAAAAUUUUGUCCAGUUUUUGGUUUAAGAGCGCGAGAAAUCGCUGGCGGAAUUUUUCGUGGGUGAGAUUCUAUCAAUAAAAGGCCGCCAACCUGGAACUAAUGGAAUUAGAGAACAUCGUGGCCAAUACGGUCUACUUGAAGGCGCGAGAAGGAGGGUCCGACAGCAAUAAGGGUAAAAGCAAAAAAUGGCGCAAAAUCCUCCAGUUUCCACACAUAUCGCAAUGUAUAGAUCUCAAGAACAAAAUAGAUGUAAGUUACGGUUACGUAAUUGAUCAGCAGCCCAUCGGACGGGAACUGUUUUUCCAGUUCUGCAAAGUUAAGCGACCGCAGUACUACCGAUAUAUCUCCUUUCUGGAAGAUACGACGAGGUACGAAAUCGCUGCCGAUGAGAUCCGCGUGGAGCUGGCGUACAAUGUGGCCAAGCGGUACCUGGGCCUCUGCGCGGAUGGCCACGCCACGGAAGACACCGGAGGCGGAGGCCGCGGGGACGACGGAGACGAUGGGAAGUGCGACGACGACAGCGGAAUCGGUGGCGACACCAAAAAGCUCAGCAAUCACGAUGACCCGGCGGCGGAGAAAAAGAGCCUGGCCGGGUCGAACUCGUUGACCAACUCGAACGCGGUGGUCGCUGGCAAAGGCACGGCCAAUAAUGCCAACAACAGCAGCUCCAAUAAUGCCAUCAAGAAAUGCUCCGGCGACGACGAGGACGACGACAACGAUGAAUUUGUGUUGGACAUUCUGAACGAUGACAUCGUGGCGCAGGUCCGGAGUAAACUGCUGAAUGGCAGUAAGGAGCUGUUCGAGGCAUCGGUGACGGCGGUGAAAACAUUCCUGCAGGGGGAACCGUUCCGGGAAUUCGAAUCGUCGAUGUAUUUUCACAGAUACUUACAAUGGAAAUGGCUAGAGGCACAGCCAGUUACUUACAAAACGUUUCGGAUGUACCGAGUGCUGGGCAAGGGGGGCUUCGGCGAAGUCUGUGCAUGUCAGGUACGUGCAACCGGCAAGAUGUACGCCUGCAAAAAGCUCGAAAAGAAGCGCAUCAAAAAGCGGAAAGGCGAAUCGAUGGUGCUGAUAGAGAAGCAAAUCCUGCAGAAAAUUAACUCCCGCUUCGUGGUGAACCUGGCGUACGCGUACGAAACCAAGGACGCACUCUGUCUGGUGCUAACUAUUAUGAACGGUGGAGAUCUCAAAUUUCACAUCUACAACAUGGGAGGCGAUCCGGGUUUCGAGCUGAGCCGGGCGCGGUUUUACGCUGCCGAGGUGGUCUGCGGGCUAGAACAUCUACACCAGAUGGGCAUCGUGUACCGGGAUUGCAAACCGGAGAACAUCCUACUGGACGACACCGGUCAUGUGCGGAUAUCGGACCUUGGGCUAGCGGUUGAAAUUCCCGAGGGGGAAAUGGUGAGGGGGAGAGUCGGUACAGUUGGAUACAUGGCUCCGGAAGUCAUAGAUAACGAAAAGUAUGCAUUUUCGCCGGAUUGGUUCAGCUUUGGGUGCUUGCUGUACGAGAUGAUUGAGGGCCAGGCUCCGUUCCGGGCGCGGAAGGAGAAGGUGAAACGAGAGGAGGUGGACCGCCGGGUCAAGGAGGAUGCCGAAAAAUACUCCCACAAAUUUAGCGACGAUGCCAAAAUCCUGUGCCAACAGUUACUCAUGAAGGCUGUCAAGAACCGGCUAGGGUGCCGCAACGGUCGGUACGGUGCCCGAGAAGUUAAGCUGAACGGCUUUUUCACCAGUAUUAAUUGGAAGCGGCUAGACGCUGGCGUUGUGGAACCGCCCUUCGUACCAGACCCACAUGCGGUCUAUGCCAAAGACGUGCUCGACAUCGAGCAAUUCUCAACGGUAAAAGGAGUGAAUCUGGACGCUACGGAUGAAAAUUUUUACUCGAAGUUCAACACCGGCUCGGUGUCGAUUCCGUGGCAGAACGAAAUGAUCGAGACGGAGUGUUUCCGAGAGUUGAACGUGUUCGGGCAGGACGAGUGCCCGACGCCUGACUUGCUCAUCAAUGCACCGCCGGUGGUGGAGAAGCCUGGUUGCUUUCCGUUCCGGAGGAAGAAAAAGCAAUCUCCCCGUGAAAAGCCAGUACCAUUCAACGAGAAAUUGCUUUCAUCUAGUCAUACCACGGUAACAGUCAGCUCAUCUCAGAACGAAAGCUGAUAAUGUGAUAGCAUAAGUCAACCCGAGCAGCAGCAACAACAACCACAACAGCAAACGGAUGCACCACCAAGAUCUAACUGAACCAAAAAUGUCCCAGUAGCUCUGAAUUUUGUACAUUUACUUAGGCAGCGCAGCAAAUCUCGAAUCCAAGUGUGACAUCCAUCGCAUCGUCUGGACGGUGGUUUCUAAAAGGCGCUCUACGGAUCGACAUCAGCAACUCCAACAAAGCACAACUCUCACAAUGUGCACAAAUUUUAGCAACAAAUUAUCAACCGUGAGCCGAACGGGGGGAAAAAAUCGAACAAUUUCGAUCUGAAUUUGUUCGCGGUAUUAGCGCAAACUCAAACGUGAAGCACAAUUGCCACAUCGUGAAAGGAAACCGUAAAGCCAACAAUAUUAAUCCGUACAAGCAUGGAGUAAAGUACCAGACGCCAAGUAAGAGGAAUACAAGUUGUUGAAUAGUGCGCAGAAUGCAUAUGAGGAGUCGCGAAAUGAAGAAGAGUGCUUAUUGAAGAUUUUUUUCGAAUUGUUAUUAGGUUCGUGUUUAUUUCAGUAACCAGAUGCACAAACAGCACAACCGCAGCAGCAGGAACAACAGUGAGGAUUUGUUAUUUAUUUUAAAAAGGAGUUUAGAAUGUUUUUAACCGUGAAUUUUAUGUUUCUUCUGUAAAUAAUCGUUUCUAAUGCCUAGUUAAAAUAUUGCUCCCGCGAGAGUCCCUUUAGGUUCUUCGAUCCACUUAUCGCGCUCAAAGUGUUUUAAGUAGCAUUUUUUUAUGUUUUAAAGCGACGUGAUUUUAUCUACUAUAUAGUUUAUAGCGUAGAAAGCUGCGUUGGCACACAGCAGUGCACGUGAUCGUUCGUGCGCGCAAUUAAGUAGGAGUGAAUUGAAAAGCAUAACAAAUUGUACAUUGUUACAAUGUAUCCAAACUAGAAUUAACAAUUAGCAAGUAACGAGAACUAGAGAAAGCAAGGAGAAAACAAGGAUAUGAAUAACUCAUAGGUGUUUUUGUAAGGUAGAAGAAAAUUUCCCGAAGUGGAAAACCAAGUACAGCAUAAAUAGGCUUUUAAUCUUUCUCCCGCCACCCGACGAGCUGGGAUGUGAUAGCAAGCAAAAUGUGUAGUAGCUUACGGUCCUUCAAAAAACUAGCGUGUUUUAUACGAGAAACCAAGUGCAAGACGAAGUAGACGAAUGUGUCCGAUUUAUAAGCCUCCUGAUUCCGCCGUUGAUAGGAAAACGUGUACGAGCAAAAAAAAAAAAGCAACAACAGUUCCCGAUAGAUAACCGUAACUAGGCACAAAAUUCAAGUCAACUUAGAAGAAAUGUAGAUCAGUGACAAGUAUAGUGAUGCGAACUCAAAUCAUACUCAUACUGAAGAUAACACGCAACAAGACAAGAUUAGUAACAAAUCAGCACAAAACCUUUUUCGCUUUUAUCACACACACAAAAACAUCUUUAGAUUGAAAACUAGCACACAUUGAACGCACACACGCACAUAACUCUAAAUAUAACCUAACUACAAACUUUCGUGGAACACAAAGUGCGUGAGCUUCUCUGUAGGUUCACUGCUUGGGGUAGAGAGUCAUUUGGCAUGAGGUCACAUGGCAUAACAGACAUUAAGGCAUAAUUUUGAACUGGAUUAUAAGUGUGGAUCAUUUGACAUAAUUGCGAAUCGAG